This is a messenger RNA of Alternaria infectoria, 1383 nucleotides long. RefSeq lists its product as uncharacterized. The transcript has a single exon. Lineage: Eukaryota; Fungi; Ascomycota; Dothideomycetes; Pleosporales; Pleosporaceae. The coding region runs from base 1 to 1383 and encodes 460 amino acids. The record is from RefSeq and is a predicted model, not a curated record.
AUGUACAUUGCUAAGCCUCUCGAAGGUAUCAAGCAAGACGACGUGGAGGACUGGACGGAGGCGGCUGCGACUAUGGGCGAUAUUUACGAGAAUUCUUGGAUCACUAUCGCAGCUACUGGAUCACACAGCAGUCAAAGAGGGAUCUACUCGACUGUUUCAGACCGUUACAAAGCCAGAGCGUUGGAAAACCACGAGUUUCAAGUACGAGAAGCCCUACCGGAGUUCAGCGAUCCAGAUCAGCACUUUUGGAAUCACGAUAAUUGGCCACUCCUGCGCAGGGCUUGGGUAUAUCAAGAGCGGCAGCUAUCGUCCCGCAUGGUUCACUUUGGUCAGCAGCAAAUCCUCUGGGCAUGCAAUUCAUCGUUCCAAUCACAAGACGGAUGGUAUCCCUCAAAAUGGAACCCUAGUAUGAAAAAGAGUCUUUCGGACUGGACGUACAUUGUGUCAGAGUAUUCAGCAUUGCAGCUAUCCUACGAAAGCGACCGUCUGGCCGCUAUCGCUGCCAUUGUCCUGCGUGUUAUGCAAAUUCGACCGGACGAUACCUAUAUUGCAGGCAUGUGGAAAGAUACUCUCAUCCCUGACCUAUUCUGGUACAGGUGCGCCCCCCAAGAUGGAGCUGGCCGUACGCACCGCAUACCGACAUGGUCUUGGGCCUCCGCACCUGUUUCAAUACGGCAUUUCAUCACGGAACAACCUUAUCAGCAGGUUGUGCAACUACUGGAUGUGACCUUUACCUCCAUAGGAAUACCUCAUAUAGGGCAAGUCGAAGAUGCUAGUAUCACGCUACAAGGACCCGCCUGUAGCCUUCCAAGAUCAGCGUAUGCUAUCUUGGAAGAGAGUGAUACAGCCGCAUACUGGGCAUACACAGUAGUCCCCAUGACGUCGGAUGUCGCAUGCGCUAUCUUCAAAGACUUCGAUUGGCAAACUGUCGAGCCUCCCGUAGGCUCCGACCAUGAAUUGACCGUCUUGUUCCUAUGCGAAGAACUCGGCGACUCUGCGCGUGUGGGACAGCAUUUUGGGGGCAUGGUUCUGAAAGCAGUCGAAAAUGAUGCCUUCGAACGGGUUGGGUUUGUCUAUAUCUACCCGGAUCCCAGUAAGUACAAAUACCCUUCUUCCAAGGAAAGUCGCGACGAGGAAAGCAGUGAAGAAGGAGGUGCCGAAGCCGCCAAAGACGACGAGGAUGGCGAAGAUGACGAAAGGAUGGAUGAUAAGAACACAGCUCACAAAGGAGCUGUCUACUUUUCUGCAACUAGACCUCUUCUUGGUGCAGAAAGGGUUGAGAUCAAUGACAUCGAAGAUGGAACAAGCGGAAGUGAUGGCGAUGAUCAUACAGUAUCUUCUUUUGUUCGCGCAUUACCGGUGCAAACUUUCAGAAUCGUUUGA